This is a messenger RNA of Cinclus cinclus, 5113 nucleotides long. It is a transcript of the gene MYBPC2, whose product is annotated as myosin binding protein C2. Gene Ontology annotation, cellular component: cytoplasm. Gene Ontology annotation, biological process: glycogen biosynthetic process. NCBI's taxonomy places the organism in Eukaryota, Metazoa, Chordata, Aves, Passeriformes, Cinclidae. Gene Ontology annotation, molecular function: alpha-1,4-glucan glucosyltransferase (UDP-glucose donor) activity; protein binding. The record is from RefSeq and is a predicted model, not a curated record.
AUGCCGCUGGCCCGCAGUGUGUCCGUGAGUUCCCUGCCGGGGCUGGAGGACUGGGGGGGUCCCGGCGCCCCCGAUAACGUCGUGCUCUUUGAGGUGGCCUGGGAGGUGGCCAACAAAGUGGGGGGGAUCUACACGGUGCUGCAGACGAAGGCUCGGGUGACGGCCGAUGAGUGGGGUGAGAGCUACGUGCUGGUGGGGCCCUACGUGGAGAGCAGCGUCCGCACCCAGGUGGAGCUGCUGGAGCCCCCCCAGCCCGCCCUGCGCCGCACCUUGGCUGCCAUGAACGCCCAGGGCUGCAAGGUGCAUUUUGGGCGCUGGCUGAUCGAGGGCAGCCCGGCCGUGGUGCUGCUCGACGUCGGGGCCACGGCCUGGAGCCUCGAGCGCUGGAAGGGCGAGCUCUGGGAGAGCUGCGCCAUCGGCGUGCCCUGGUACGACCGCGAGGCCAACGACGCCGUCCUCUUCGGCUUCCUCGUCGCCUGGUUCCUUGGAGAGUUUGCGGCGCAGAGCGAGGAGCGGCCGUUCAUCGUGGGCCAUUUCCACGAGUGGCUGGCAGGGCUGGGGCUGGUGCUGAGCCGCGCCCGCCGCUUGCCCGUGGCCACCAUCUUCACCACGCACGCCACCCUGCUGGGCCGGUACCUGUGCGCCGGGAGCGUGGACUUCUACAACAACCUGCACAGCUUCGACGUGGACAAGGAGGCAGGUGAGCGCCAGAUCUACCACCGGUACUGCCUGGAGCGCGCGGCCGCGCACUGCGCCCACGUGCUCACCACCGUGUCCCACGUCACCGCCGCCGAGGCCGAGCACCUGCUCAAGCGCAAGCCAGACCUGGUGACCCCCAACGGGCUGAACGUGCGCAAGUUCUCGGCCAUGCACGAGUUCCAGAACCUGCACGCCCAGAGCAAGGCCCGGGUCCAGGAGUUCGUCCGGGGACACUUCUACGGACACCUGGAUUUCGACCUGGACAAGACUCUUUUCUUUUUCAUCGCCGGCCGCUACGAGUUCUCCAACAAAGGCGCCGACAUCUUCCUGGAGGCGCUGGCCAGGCUCAACUACCUGCUGAGGGUGAAUGGCAGCGAGGUGACCGUGGUGGCAUUUUUCAUCAUGCCAGCCAGGACCAACAACUUCAACGUGGAGUCGCUCAAGGGCCAGGCUGUGCGCAAGCAGCUCUGGGACACGGCGAACGCCGUGAAGGAGAAAUUUGGGAAGAAACUCUACGAGUCUCUGCUGGUGGGGAACCUCCCGGACAUGAACAAGAUGCUGGACAGGGAGGAUUUCACCAUGAUGAAAAGGGCGAUCUUCGCCACGCAGCGCCAGUCGUUCCCCCCCGUGUGCACCCACAACAUGCUGGACGACGCCACCGACCCCAUCCUGACCACGAUCCGCAGGAUCGGCCUCUUCAACAGCAGCAACGACAGGGUCAAGAUCAUCUUCCACCCCGAGUUCCUGUCCUCCACCAGCCCCCUCCUGCCCGUGGACUACGAGGAAUUUGUCCGGGGUUGCCACCUGGGGGUCUUCCCUCCUACUACGAACCCGGGCUACACCCCAGCCGAGUGCACGGUCAUGGGCAUCCCCAGUGUCUCCACCAACCUGUCGGGGUUCGGCUGCUUCAUGGAGGAGCACAUCGCUGACCCCUCGGCCUAUGGGAUCUACAUCGUGGACCGGCGGUUCCGAGCCCCGGAGGAGUCGUGCGCUCAGCUCACGGCGUUCCUGUACGGCUUCUGCCAGCAGAGCCGGCGGCAGCGCAUCGUGCAGCGCAACCGCACCGAGCGCCUGUCCGACCUGCUGGACUGGAAAUACCUGGGCAGGGUGAGGGGGGGCCCGGGGGGCGCCUGGGGGUCACUGGGAGUCAUUCUGGGGGCCGGGCGCCCCUCGGGAUCGGAGAAUUUGCUCCAGACCUUCAAGAGGACGGAUGACUCCAAGGAUGAAUCGGCCGGAGAGCUCGACUUCAGUGGGCUCCUGAAAAAGAGGGAGGAGCAGGCGGAGGAGGUGAGGAAGAAGAAGAAGGACGAUGAAGAAGACACGAUCCCGCCCGAGAUCUGGGAGCUGCUCAAAGGCGUCACCAAGAAGAGCGAGUACGAGAGAAUCGCCUUCCAGUACGGCAUCACCGACCUGCGCGGCAUGCUGAAACGGCUCAAGAAGAUCAAGGUGGAGCCCAAGAAGAGCGAAGCCUUCAUCCGGAAGUUGGACCCCGCCUACCAGGUGGACAAAGGGAACAAGAUCCGGCUGAUGGUGGAGCUCAGCAACCCCGACCUGCCCCUCAAGUGGUACAAGAACGGGCAGCUCAUCAAACCCAGCAACAAGUACGUGUUCGAGAACGUGGGCCUCAAGCGCAUCCUGACCAUCAACAAGUGCUCGCUGGCCGACGACGCCGCGUACGAGUGCCGGGUGAACGACGAGAAAUGCUUCACCGAGGUCUUCGUCAAGGAGCCGCCGGUGACCAUCGUGAAGGGCCCCGAGGACCAGCAGGUGGUGGUGGGGGAGCGCGUGGUGCUGGAGGCCGAGGUGUCCGAGGAGGGGGCGCAGGUCAUGUGGACGAAGGACGGCGUGGAGCUGACCCGCGAGGAGACGUUCAAGUACCGCUUCAAGAAGGACGGACGGAAACAUUUCCUGAUCCUGAACGAGGCCACGCGGGACGACACCGGGCGCUACCGAAUCCUGACCAACGGAGGGGAGGCGGAGGCCGAGGUCAUCGUGGAAGAGAAGCAGCUGGAGGUGCUGCAGGGCAUCGCGGACCUGACGGUGCAGGCGGCCGAGCAGGCCGUGUUCAAGUGCGAGGUUUCGGACGAGAAGGUCACCGGGCGCUGGUUCAAGAACGGCGUCGAGGUCCGGCCCAGCAAACGCAUCCACAUCUCCCACACCGGCAGGAUCCACAAGCUGGUGAUCGAUGACGUGCGCCCCGAGGAUGAGGGCGAUUACACCUUCGUACCUGACGGCUUCGCCCUCACCCUGUCAGCCAAGCUCAACUUCCUCGAGAUCAAGGUGGAGUACGUGCCCAAACAAGAGCCCCCCAAAAUCCACCUGGACUGCUCGGGGCGGGACACGGAGAACACGCUGGUGGUGGUGGCAGGGAACAAACUGCGGCUGGACGUGCCCAUCUCGGGAGAGCCGCUGCCCACCGUCACCUGGACCAAGGACGGGCAGGAGUUCACGGUGAAGGAGGGCCGGGUGCGGCUGGAGGAGAAGCACGAGCUCAGCAGUUUGGUGAUCGAGAGCGCCGAGCGCGGCGACGAGGGGCGGUACCAGAUCCGCGUCACCAACCCCGCGGGGGAGGACACGGCCGCCAUCACCAUCCGCGUCGUGGACGUCCCCGAUCCCCCCGAGGCCGUCCGGGUCACCUCGGUGGGCGAGGACUGGGCUGUGCUGGUCUGGGAGCCCCCCAAGUUCGACGGGGGGCAGCCGGUCACAGGUUACCUGGUGGAGAGGAAGAAGAAGGGCUCCAUGCGGUGGAUGAAGCUCAACUUCGAGGUGUUACCUGCGCUCACCUUCGAGUCCACGCGCAUGAUCGAGGGCGUGCUCUACGAGAUGAGGGUGUUCGCCGUCAACGCCAUCGGGGUCUCGGCCCCCAGCCUCAACACCCCCCCCUUCAUGCCCAUCGCCCCCACGAGCGAACCCACCCACCUGGUGCUGGAGGACGUGACGGACACGACGGCGACCCUGAAGUGGCGCCCACCUGAGCGCCUGGGGGCGGGGGGCAUCGACGGUUACCUGGUGGAGUGGUGCCGGGAAGGGGACUCCACCUGGACCCCCGCGAACACGGAGCUCGUGGAGCGCUGCGGGCUCACGGUGCGGGGGCUGCCCACGGGAGAGAAGCUCCUGUUCCGAGUGGUGGGAGUGAACAUCGCGGGCCGCAGCCCCCCGGCCACCAUGGCCCAGCCCGUGACCAUCCGAGAGAUCGUCGAGCGCCCCAAAAUUCGGCUGCCCCGGCACCUGCGGCAAACGUACGUGAGGAAGGUGGGGGAGCAGGUGAACCUGGUGAUCCCGUUCCAGGGCAAGCCCCGCCCCCAGGUGACGUGGACGAAGGAGGGCGCGCCGCUGGGCGAGGACGUGCACGUGCGCACGUCGGACCGCGACACGGUGUUCUUCAUCCGCGCCGCCGCCAGGGGGCACUCGGGGCGCUACGGGCUCAGCGUGCGCAUCGAGGGCAUGGAGGACACGGCCGAGAUGCGCCUGCGCAUCGUCGAGAAGCCGGGACCCCCCCGGAAGGUGCAGGUGAAGGAAGUUUGGGGGUUCAACGCCCUGGUGGAGUGGGAGCCCCCCGAGGACGACGGCAACGCCGAAAUCACCGGGUACACCAUCAUGAAGGCCGACAAGAGAACCAUGGAGUGGUUCACGGUGUACGAACACAACCGGCCCCUGCGCUGCACGGCCUCGGAGCUGGUGAUGGGCAACGAGUACCUGUUCAAGGUGUUCAGCGAGAACCUGUGCGGGCUGAGCGAGAAACCCGCGCUGUCCUGCAACACCGCUGUCAUCCCCAAAGCGGAGCUGAGGCUGAAGCCCCCCCAGUACCAGGAGCACGAUUUUCGCUCGGCCCCCCAAUUUUUGACACCCCUGGUGGACAGGAGCGCCGUGGCCGGAUACUCCACCGCCCUCAACUGCGCCGUGAGGGGGCACCCCAAGCCUAAGGUGGUUUGGCUGAAGAACCAGGUGGCCAUUGGAGAGGACCCCAAAUUCCUUGCCCGGCAUAGCCAGGGGGUCUUGACCCUCCUCAUCCGCAAGCCGGGACCCUUCGAUGGUGGCACCUACACCUGCCGUGCCAUCAACGAGCUGGGGGAAGCCCUGACCGAGUGUCGGCUGGAGAUUCGGGGUGAGCCCCCCCCCCCCCCCCAAAAAAAAAAAAAAUAAUCAGGGAACCCCAAAAAUCGGGGCGAUCCCCCUCAAAAAAAACAAACAAACAAAAAAAACCAACAACAACAAAAAAAUCUGUGGGCAUGUUGUGGAUACCUGAGGGAGAAAUGGAAAGCUUGAGGGGGAUAAAGGGGUGGCCCAAAAUUUAUUUUGGGGGGAGCUCCUCAAGAUUUGACGGCGUCCCCAAAUUUUUUUUUUGUUUGUUUGGUUUUUUUUGAGGAUUUCUCUCCCUUCAACACAUUUCUCUUCUCUCCGCAGUGCCCCAGUG